This is a messenger RNA of Drosophila rhopaloa, 1284 nucleotides long. RefSeq lists its product as uncharacterized. The record is from RefSeq and is a predicted model, not a curated record. The transcript is spliced from 2 exons. Bases 22 to 1284 code for a protein of 420 amino acids. Gene Ontology annotation, cellular component: nucleus. NCBI's taxonomy places the organism in Eukaryota, Metazoa, Arthropoda, Insecta, Diptera, Drosophilidae.
UCAUUUUCUUUACAAAUAAUAAUGCUCCGAAAUAAAAUGGAAUCGAAUAGUGAUGACGAGGAGGAGUACGAUGAUCAAAUCCACGUCGCGGACUAUCAGUCGUCACUCAAGGCUCCCAAGUGGCCGAAAACUACUAUCUACAUAGAGUUAGGCAAUCAUGUGGCCAUUGUGAGACACGAGCCACUUGCCAAUCUCGCACUGGAAGACGAUGCCGAUCUUAACACGAAGGUCCAGAAAUUUCUGGGUCUGAUGGCACCACGUCGCAGACUAUACAAUCCCGAUAAAGGGUGCGAUCCAGAACCGACAAGUGUCCAGGUAAAUACUUUUGAUUCCCCACCCGCCAGGCCAGUCACUCCACCUCCCACACCCCAAAGACACCUCAAUCCGAUUACUUCGAAGCGGCAGGCGAACGAUAUAAUACUACAGGUCAAUGCCAAUUGCUUGGAAAUAGAUACGCCCGAUUUUCUUAAGAAACCCAUCGAUCUGAGCAACCUGCCCAGCAAGAAGAACCUGGCGAAGAUUUGUCGUAUGCACAGGGGCAGCAUCGCCUGCCUGGAGAAUCAUCCGCACCUCUACACUUUCGUGGAGUCGCUCAACCCGACGACUUCCAUCGAAUUGUGCCAUCCACUGGCGCUGACCUAUCGCCAGCGCCGUUUCAACAGCUGCAAAGUGGAACUGUCCAAGCGGCUGUUUAACAUCUUCAACCACGCAAUCUUUCACUGCGGCCUGCUGGCGCCGAUCGUUUGGGAGCGCAACAUGAGAACACCCUGCAAAAGUGACUUGGCCAUCGACGCCUUAGGACAGCGCAAUGCCCGCAUACUGCUUUGUAGGAAAAUCAGUCAUCAGGACACGCUCAUCCAAUCGCUGCUGCACGAGAUGAUCCACGCGGCGGCCUUCGUUUUCAACCAGGAGGCAGGACACGGCGACCAUUGCCGCAAAUGGGCCUACCAAGCGGGGAACGCGAUGCCGGAGCUUCCUACGAUCUACGACUGCCAUGCCACCUUUAUGUACACCUGCACCAUGUGCGCCCGCUGUUCCUACGGAAGGAUCGAUUUCAAAAAGGAGGAACUGCGCUGCCACUACUGCCAGUUUGAGGUGAACGUGAAGCCAUUCCAAAAAGGCAACAUCUUCAUGGGCACACGGCCAGAUCCUACGAUCACCCCAUUCAAGUCCUUCAUCCGCGACAACUACUUGAAACUAGGUGAGGAUGAUGGUCCCACUCACAGCUCGAAAAUGAGAUUGCUCAACGAAAAGUAUUCAAAGAUUAAUGCUUCGACCAAUUAG